AUGCAAAAAGUCGUCCCAACUUAUGUUUCACAACUCGUCGAGGGAUAUUUGCAAAAGAUUCAAGAGGGAGUUCGAAUGAGAGCUUCAGUGAGUCUCGUCUUCGAUAACGGUUAUUAUAUUUUGGUGGACUCACCCUCGGCGACUGAUGUUGAUGCUAAAGGGGACAUGCUCAGAGGGUUGACUCAAAGAAAUCUCGCUCCGGGAAACGUUCAGCUAAUCGUCACCACCCACGGUCAUCCUGAUCAUUUUGGUCAGGGGAAUUUCUUCCCGAAUGCUCGUCAUUUCUUCGGCAGCUAUGAGUAUUCUGACGACACCUACAUUCAAACAGAGCUCACCCACAAUGAUAGCAUGAAGAUCACGCCAAACGUCGAGCUAUGGAACACGCCAGGACACACGAAUCAGGACAUUUCCGUGAUUAUACGAAAUGUCCCAUGUUGUGGAACGGUUGCUGUUGUAGGAGAUCUCUUCUACCACGAGCAAGACGCGAUCAACGGAACUGACUGGUAUUCGGAUGCUUGGAAUCCACUAAUUGGCAAAGUCAAUCGAAACAAAAUUGUUUGCUCAUCGAACUACAUUAUUCCCGGACAUGGUCACGUGUUUAGAGUUACUGAAGAGAUGCGAGUUAACGCUGAUUGCCCAAGUAAUUCUACACUCACCUCCACCUCGCCUCAUGUUGAUAUCACCACUCUUAAAGGAAACCAACUCCCCACUCCUGCUCCAGAAAUUCUCACCAACGACAUUUUGAGAGGCGUCAGAAACAAUGCAAAAACAACAACAACGACAGCGGCAACGACAACGUCGAGCACAACAACAACUACGCCUAAACCGACAACGACAAUUUUAUUUUCAACUUCAAUCAUCUCUACGACACCAAUCCCAGCCAAGUUCGAGAAAGACACAAUCGCUUCACAAAAAUCUCGGAAAGAUGUGGGUGAAGUGGAGAAUCUCGACGCGAUCAUUAUGUUUCCAAGGACUGAUUUUUGGGCACCGGCUGCGAAAUAUCUUCAACAAAUCGCUGACGCUUCGACGAAUGCGAUACAUUUAGUCAUGCAGACGCCACCAAAGAAAAUGAAUAAUGAUAUGAACGCUGGAAUGAUCGUUGGAACGGCGAAUCGCCAAGCGAAUCCCGCUUUGACACAAACCGUUUUGGAGACAGCCGGCAACUCGUAUUUAUUGCCACAUGGAGCUGCUCCAUCACAACAAAAAGAAAAAGAAAAGGAAAAGGAAAAGGAAUACCCGCCAAUUCCAAUGGACGAGGUGCACAAGUACAUAAAAAUGGAGAGGGAUGGACGGGAUCCAAGUCUAGUAAUGCCAGUUGUCGAAUCGGCUGCAGUUCAGCUAGCGAAAGCGCUCAAUAUUCGAGUGGUCAAUGGAGACACUUUGUAUCCAUACAGUGACUUCUGGAGAAAAACCUUCAAUAAAUUAGCGCACGACCCAGCCUUCCAAUACUAUUUCCGGAAUCCAAAGAAUCCGGUGGCAAAACGAGCGGCUCGUGAGGCACUCAUCGAAUAUUUAAACACUGGCCGGCCCAAGAAUACUCGGAAUUUG
This is a messenger RNA of Mesorhabditis belari, 1548 nucleotides long. NCBI's taxonomy places the organism in Eukaryota, Metazoa, Nematoda, Chromadorea, Rhabditida, Rhabditidae. The record is from the annotation of a GenBank genome assembly.